AUGGGUAUGAAACGACUCUUUGAUCUAGCGCCGCUUACUACCGACCUAUUUCGUGUAAUACUAGAAGAGCUAGGAACCAUUAGCGCAGAGCCAACAGAUGUCACAUACGAAGAUGUCAACUGCCCAGGAACGGUCAGGCCGGCAAUCUGGUGCAAGCCAAAGGAAGCCUCGGCCUCACGUGUUAUUCUCUACCUACACGGCGGAGGAUUCGUCACCGGAUCUCCAUCUAGCCACCGCAAGCUAGCCGGACAUCUCGCCAAGACUUCUGGAUGUCACGCUCUGGUUCUGGACUAUGAACGAGCUCCAGAGAAUCGAUUUCCCAAACAAGAAGAUCAAAAUAUCGUAUUCGCUGGGAACUCAGCUGGCGGAAGCUUGACGAUAUCGUCCAUCUUAAUGGCUAAGAAUCUAGGUCUUGAUCUUCCAGCUGCCAUCGUCGCAUUCUCUCCGUGGUUUGAUGUAACCAUGAAUGCCGAAAGCUAUGAUAGAGAUUCAACCAAACAGUCGUUUGUAAUACCCGAAGCUAUAGGGCUUGUUGCCGGAGCAUACGUUGGAAACGCCCCCAUCUCGGACCCUCUAAUAGAUCUGCUCCAUGCCGAUUUUACGGGUCUUCCUCCAAUGUAUAUAACAGCCGGAACCGAAGAAAUCCAUGAAAAAGAGGCUUUGCAGCUGACGGAACAUGCCAGGUCUGCAAAAGUCGAAGUGCGGUUGGAGAUAGUGAAAGAUAUGGAGCAUAUUUGGGUCAUGAUGGCUGGAAGAGCACCUGAGGCUGACAAGACGAUUGCUGAAGCUGCUAAUUUCCUUCGUAACAGAUGGUAG
Messenger RNA from Bipolaris victoriae FI3, 816 nucleotides. RefSeq lists its product as hypothetical. The record is from RefSeq and is a predicted model, not a curated record. Lineage: Eukaryota; Fungi; Ascomycota; Dothideomycetes; Pleosporales; Pleosporaceae. Bases 1 to 816 code for a protein of 271 amino acids. Gene Ontology annotation, molecular function: hydrolase activity. The transcript is spliced from 2 exons.